Molecule: messenger RNA, 2790 nt
Organism: Tricharina praecox
Lineage: Eukaryota; Fungi; Ascomycota; Pezizomycetes; Pezizales; Pyronemataceae
Exons: 2
Coding region: 384-2780 (798 amino acids)
Source: RefSeq, a predicted model, not a curated record
UCCGCCUAGAGCAAGGAAUCUUAUUCGACAGCCGUCCGACAUGAAGCACCUCAGCCUCAUCACCGCCACCCAACUGAUCGUCGGAAUCGAUGUAUGCCUACUGUCACCACUGCCCGUGCACCCCCAGUGAACUAGCUGUUACCUAAGCUACAUCCAUCUUCCCUCCUGGACCCUCUCCGAACGAACGUCGAUCGCGUCAAGAGCUCUUCAGAGCUGUAUCGGAAUCGCUUCAUCGCCUGCUGAACCACUGGACCGACCGCAUCCAGCUACAUCAUCCCGCACAGCUCGUCCGCCCGCCAACACACGGCAGAACACGCCCCUCGCGAUCCGAGCGUGAAGCUACCCGACGGAGAUAGGCAGACAGACGGACAGACAGAGCGGACAUGGCCUCUGGUGGGAGGACGACAUCUGGUGCUGGCCGCGGAGCAGGAGCUGAUAGCCCUAUUCGUCGGGAAGCAGGACGCGAGGAUGCGCUAUCGAACCUCCAGAGAUUGAGUUCGCGUCCGCAAUAUACCGAGCAGACCGGUUUCCGGUUCCCGCCCACGCCGCCCCGCGCCCGUCGACGGCGCCAGACGUCAGCGUCGAUCAGCAGCUUCGAGGCCUACGUUCCGGCCAGAAUGGAGAAUACCCCGCGCUCGUCGGUCGAUAUGACGAAUCGGCUUCGCGACCUGCGGUUGGAUACGCUGGCGAUGCUGGAGGGGGGUAGUGGUGCCAUCCCACAGGUCCGAUUUCACGAGUGCAAUGUGCUCUUCGUGGUCAAUGGCGGCACGCCGCAGCAUCGCGGAUUCAAGAACUUUGCGCAUCAGUUAUUACUGCGGCGAAAGCUGGCGCAUCCUACCGCGCCGGCGACCACGAAGAUGAUAUUCUGGAACGAGGCGUUUAACCAGUACGUGCUCCAAGAAGUCAGCGCCGUCGACGGCCAGAUCAAGUCCGAGGUCGCAGACGUGGGAUCGGUGUGGGAUCUUACCAGGUUGGAGCCAGUGCAGCGACAGGCGGAUCUCAUCAUCGUCUUUACAAAUCGAAGCGGCGCCGCGUUAUCGCAACGGUUUCUCCUGGGCAUCGAACGAGCGGGGCUACAACUCACCCCGCACAUCGUGGUGAUGGCGAAUGAGAAUCCGCAUAAACCGACUCCGAGGGAGGCGUUCGCCUCUGCGCUGCAAUACACGAACCUUCCGAAUGUCGCCGUGCUGUAUCAGGUGACGCCGGCGUUCGACUCGUUGGGGUGGUGUCACAUCCUCCAUAUCGACGGGAACCUCCAGUAUCUUCGACGGCGCGGGAAAUUCGAUGGCCGCAACCUGAACCGGAUGAUAGAAUGGAUGGACCUGCCCGACCUCGAGCUAGGCGUCUCGUUGGAACGUCUGGUUCUGAACGGGAUUCCGGGCUCGGUGAUGAGUGCUGUUGAUUCCCCGCUCGAGCAAUCUCCGCCAAUACAGGAAGACCCCGAAGAAGUAGUAGCCGCUCCCAGUGAACGUGUGGCGACGAGGAUCCGGCGCAUCUCCGAGCUCUUCGCGGCGCCCACGCCUGGGAGCGAACCGGUAAUCUCGAGACUCCAGCAAGAGUUGCGGACAGAGCACCGGAGGAACAGCAGGAUGGGCAUGUCCAUGGGUUCGAUGUCGAUGAGGGGAUCGGCAAACGGCUCGAUAGGCUCCUGGAUAACUGGGCUGCCUUCCAACCGACCACUCAGCAUCCUCGAGGAACCCUCCCUCCAACCAGCACUAUCCAACUUUGGUGGCUCCUUCCGCGGCGAAUGCCAACUCUGCUGCGAAGAAGACUCGCAGCUCGUCUUCCUCCUCAAGCAAUCGGGAAAAUCGAUACCCCAGCAAUUCCACGUGCAAUGGCCGCUCGCCGUCGGUUCCGACCCCGAAAACGACAUCAUCUCGGCCUUUAUGUGCUGCGACAACUGCAGCUUCUACGUGGUCGAGCAAGGCCGCACGCCCCUCCGCGAGCCCGCAACCGGCGCCUUCUCGCUAAUCCCCUACACCACCAACGCCGACCGCUGGAAAGAAGACCUAUACAAAGGCUUCCACCACUACGGGCGUCUCUCACGGGAUCUCCUGCCCCUAAUCUUCCUCUCCCUCGUCGACGAGACCCUCCGCGCCAAGUCCUGGGCGCGCCUCGACGGCAGCGAAGAGAACGAGCAGCGGCGCGACGCGCUGCUCUGGACUAAACGGGAGAUCGUCGCGAACGUGCACAUGUCGGGUGACGGACACGACGGGUACAUCGGCGAGUGGAUCUACGCGUGCGUUACCGCGCCGGCGCGCGGCUUCAACAGCAUCGUGUACCGCUACCCGCUCCGCGGCUUCCUGUUCAUGCUGCGCUUCGCCGACGAGAUCCAUCCGCACGCCGACGCGGAGCCACUCGGUAAGGUCCUCUGGGCCCGCAUCCUCAUCGAGGUCACACGGCACUUCCGCUCGCUCCUGGAGGUGUCGCCGGAGGCGUUCGAGACCGUCACUGGCAUGGCCGUGGCUAUCAACGAGGCGCUCCUUGGCGACGCCCUGAAGGAGGGCGACUGGCUACAGCAUGCGGCGGCAGAGGGUGCGUUCCCCGAACAGGACUUGAAUACGCUGAAGGCAGCGAAGGACGAGAUGCGCUGGGUCACGGAUAAUUGUAGGUAUGCCAUGGUCAUGUGGCUCAGCUAUAUGCCUAGCAUCCAGGGCUUUGGUGAGAGCACGGACGCUGUCGUUACUGCGCUCAUGGAGAUCGCUGGCGCGGAGUUUGUCAUCGGCGCGCCUGAGGAGGUCGGGAGGGAGUGGUGCGAGGAGUUGGUGCGGGAGACGUGAGCGGGGGAAG